Messenger RNA from Phacochoerus africanus (Common warthog), 1308 nucleotides. RefSeq names its product abhydrolase domain containing 12B (gene ABHD12B). NCBI's taxonomy places the organism in Eukaryota, Metazoa, Chordata, Mammalia, Artiodactyla, Suidae. Gene Ontology annotation, biological process: monoacylglycerol catabolic process; phosphatidylserine catabolic process. The record is from RefSeq and is a predicted model, not a curated record. Gene Ontology annotation, molecular function: phosphatidylcholine lysophospholipase A1 activity; monoacylglycerol lipase activity. The transcript is spliced from 5 exons. The coding region runs from base 149 to 574 and encodes 141 amino acids. Gene Ontology annotation, cellular component: endoplasmic reticulum membrane.
CUUGAACUCCCCUGAGAUCCUGACUUCUGACUCAAGUCUGGUAUGGGGUCAUGAAUUUGCAUUAUUAAUAAGAAUCACAAGGGAUUUUGAUACAGGUAGUUCAUGUACAAGACUUGAGGAUCCCUUAUUUAGGAAAGAGUACUUAGAUAUGAUAGGGCAGUUAUGUUUUCAAAAUUAUUUUCAAGGAUUCCCAGUUGAUGCUAUUAUCCUGGAAGCUCCAUUUACCAACGUGUGGGUUGCAACUAUCAAUUAUCCCUUGUUAAAGAUUUACCGGAAACUUCCAGGAUUUUUACAUGAUGUUAUGGAUGCCCUGAGGAAAGACAAAAUAGUCUUCCCUAAUGAUGAAAAUGUUAAAUUCCUGUCUUCACCCCUUCUCAUCAUACAUGGAGAGAAUGACAAAACAGUGCCUUUAGAGUGUGGAAAAAAGCUCUAUGAAAUUGCACACAAUGCAUAUAGGAACAAAGAGAGGGUGAAGAUGGUGAUCUUUCCUCCUGGCUUCCAACACAACUUCCUUUGUAAGAGCCCCACACUGUUAAAAACUGUGAGAGAUUUCCUGAGCCAGCAGUGGGCAUGAGGUGUGAGAGCUGCGGAGAGGGAAGACUUGGUCCAAACCUCAUCUGUGAUGUGUAUUUUUUACAUAAAAAUUGUACUGCGCUGCCUGGGUGAGCUGCAGUCACUGACAUUUCCACAGGUCACUGCCAUUUUAGUAAGGGACAGCGGGGAUGCUGGGCAUUAUAGAACAUUCUCGUUUAGCCUAUCAGAGUUUACUUUGUGAAAAGUGCUGAAACGUCACUGUGGAGAAUCAGAAUUUGGUGACGACUGGAUCCCAUCUAAAAAUGUAUAGAUUCUGGGGACAUUUGUAGAUAAGAUGGUCUUUGAUUUGGACCUAGACAGCAGUAUAAGAAAGGGGCUCCAAUGUAAUUAAAUAAUUUGUAUUUCAGUUUACUUAAUCUAAAUGGCAUUAAAAAGCUCCCAGCUGUUUUCUAGCUUUCCUAAUAGCAUUGGGGAAAGUCGUAGAAUGCCACUCAGUCUGCUAUAAAAUAGUAAGAUUGGGCACUCAUGUAGUCUUUGGAAAUAGACACUUUUUCCCUAACAUAGUCAUACAUUUUCCCUCCCAAUUCCCAGGAUACUUGACUGGAUUUUUAGCUAACAAAAGUGAAACAAAAUCAAAGAAUGUUGUAAAAAUGUUCAAGUCCAAUAAGACGCUAUUUUUUCUAGGAGGAAUUUUACAACUUACUUUCCAUUGGCUUUGUGCACCCCACCGCUGGGUUCACUGGACAGGGAAAUCUUUAGGUCGGAAGGCUCCAU